Messenger RNA from Saprolegnia parasitica CBS 223.65, 2287 nucleotides. RefSeq lists its product as hypothetical. Gene Ontology annotation, molecular function: calcium ion binding. Lineage: Eukaryota; Oomycota; Saprolegniomycetes; Saprolegniales; Saprolegniaceae. The record is from RefSeq and is a predicted model, not a curated record. The coding region runs from base 1 to 2274 and encodes 757 amino acids. The transcript has 6 exons.
AUGGAUUUCGAGCCGGAGUAUGCCCUCCUGCGCGCAGCGACGGAGCGCGCGUGGGCAAUCGAGAAGCGGCUUGGCGUGUCCAUGCUCGACUACCACAUGGACGACCACCGGCGCAUGGAUUGGCGGACCAUGGACAUCCCGCGCGACGUCGCAUCGCGCAUUGCGCACAUCGCGACCAAGCUCCGGCACGAUCCGAGCAUGGAGAUUGCAGCCCCCAAGCCGCUGCGUCGGAAACCUGCCGUGAAGCCCAAAGCACCUGUAGUCGCGACAGUGGUCGUACCGCCACGGGCCGCGCCCAAGCCCGAGGUUCCAGUGCCCACCGUGCCGGCCCGUGUCAUCCAACCCGCGAACGAAGCUCGUGCGACGGCCCUUCGAAAAGAGAUCCGCGACGCCCGGGCACAAAAGGAAAACGAGGCGGCCAAGAAGAAGACACUGCCGAAGCGCGUCCUCAAGCAAGAGCCGCCAUCGCUCGCAGCGGCGCCACGGAGCAUCGACCCACUGCCUGUGGCGCAGCUCACAACACCGCCCCACGCAUCGUCUGCCUCGGCACCGUCGUCGCCAGUGCGUGCGCAUCUGCCACCAAGGCGCGUUGCACCGCCCGAAGUCCCGUCUGCGAUUGGCAAGCAAGUGCUCUCGGACCGCCGGACGAUGCCAUCGGCGACGUUUGGCUUUCCUGGCGACGUUGUGUAUGGCGGGCCUCGCUCCGGUCCGUCCAUGACGCUGCUUCGGCGGCUCUUUAACGACCUCGACAGCGACCGCGACGGGUACCUCAAUGCGCUCGAGGUUUCGGUCGCGCUGCACCGCCUCCGCAUCACGCUGCACCCGACGCGCAUCACGCUCUUCUUCGAGCAAGCGGCGCAGCUCGCGCACUCGUCGCGGCGCCUCAUCGACUUCCGGCAGUUUGCCGCGUUCGUUUUGGCCGCGCACGAACACCCGGCGCGAGACAUGAUUGCGGUGGCGCCCCGAAAGCAGCCACCGCCACCGAUAUCAACCACCGCACCGAUUGUCGUUGCGGAUACGACGGGCGAUGCGCCACCGAUGCAGGUCGUCGAGGCGUCGGUCACCGACUACGUGGUGAACCGCAUCGUUGAGUCGCUACAAAGCGAGAUGCCGUCCGAGGUCGCCGAGAGCCUGGACGAGAACGUACUGCGGGAGCUCACGCGGCAGCUGCUUGCAGACCACAGUCGGUCCGCAGCGGACGUGAAUGACUUUGAGCCAAGCCAGCUGACUGCGCCACCAGAAAUCCACGAGCUCGAGCCGGACGACGAUAGAAACAUGCUCGACUUGGUCAAGACCCUCGUUCAAAACGAGUUGCGUCGUGAAGUAGUUUCGACCCCGCCAACGACGAUACCGCCGCCGCCAAUCGCGGCAAAGGAAGUCGCGGACAUGGCGACCGACACCACCGACUUGGCUUCCCCCGAGCCGCCAUCGCCGGUCGUCGAAGACAAGGAAGUACAAGUGGUAGUUGACGAAGUAGAGGCGACACCAGCGCCGUCUUGGACGUUGGCGGACCUUCCAGGGAAAACACUCCUCGGAAAGCUCCUCCACGCAUCGCCCGACCAGCGCGCGUCGAUUGCGCAGCAACGCACGGAAGAGCGUACGCCCCUCAUGACGACGCUUCGGGCGCUUCGUAUGCAGCGCUUGCGGCGAACCGCUGUGCCAGCUCCCCUCGCAACCACUCCGAUCGUGUUGGCGCCGUCACGGACGGUGUUGGAGAUGCCGCCGCCACCCGCGCCACCGAUGUCUCCAGUAGAAGCGUCGUACCUGGCUUGGGCUCGCCAAGAGCCGGAGAUUGUGCCCGUGGCCUCCAAGCUCUACACCGUGCCGAUCGAGCGCGAGGUGGCCGCGAGUCUCGCAUCGCUCUCUCGAUCAUCCGAGGUUAGCGCUAGCUGGAGCAGUGAGAGCCAAUGCAACGGCAACCUUGACGACGGUGUGUCCGAAGGCGAGCUCGUGGAACCAAACACGCUGAGCGACGGUGAGAUACUUGACGACCCGCUGGUGCGAGCUACGUUCUACCACACGCAAAAGCUCUCGCUGCAGCGCAAGAAAGAGCGUCGGCGCCUGUCGCCAUCGUCGUCCAUCGAAAGCGGCGAGCUCUUCCACCAGCGGGAUAUCUUUCCCAACCCCUGCGACAGCCCGCGCAGCGAGAGCUCGGCACCACACAGCCGUGCCUCAUCGUCAUCAUCGUCGUCGUCGUCCAAGGGCUCCUUCACUGGGUCCAUUCGCGCCACGUCUUCCACGGGCAGCUUUGAAUCGGGCCAAUGUGUGCCCUGAAAAUGACACUCGC